AAACAAGGAAUUGAAGUUUUGGUAUUUGACGAUGUGAAAAAACAUACAUCUAAAGAUCAUGAUUUUAUUGCAGUUUUAUCAGGAUUAUCAAUUCAACUUUACGGGAUGAAUAAAAAAUCUUGUGAAAUAAUAAAUAGACAACAUGGAAUUAAUAUAGAAAGAAAAAGUUUCGCACCGUUUAUUUCAUUUGGAUCUAAUUCUAUUUCUUUUACAACAUCAUCUGAUCCAUAUUUUAAAUUACGUAAAAAAAUUUUAAUAUCUUCGAUUAAUAAUAAUAUUGAAAGAUUAUAUCAAGUUUCUUAUCAAGAAGUUACUAGUUUAAUUAAAAAAUUCAAAUUAAAAUCAAAUUUAAACAUGUUGGAAAUACUAAAUGAAUAUGUUGAGAAUGUUACUAGUGAAUUUAUGUGGGGUAGUAGUAUUAUAUCAAAAUAUCAUACUAAUUUUUUAGAUAAAGAAUAUAAAUCAAAAAGCUUACCUAUUAUACGGGUUUUAAAUCAGGCAUUCCACGACGUUUAUACAUAUAAAAAUAGUAAUUUAUUAUAUGUACCAAUAACAAAAGAAUCACGACGAGUUUUAAAUAAUAUCACACAAAUACGUAAGAGUUUUAAAAAAAUGACACGAGAUUUGAUAGAUAAUUUCUGUGGAAAAAAUUUAAUUAAAGAUAUGGUUGAUAAGAAUCUUCAAUUGGGUAUAUCGUUAGAAAAAUUAUAUGAUGAUCUCAUUAUAACAACAUCAUCGGGAUUAAAUAUAGUUAAAUUAAUGAUUAUGUCAAUUAUUUGGCAUUUAUAUGAGGAGAAGAAUAGAAAAUGGCGCAACAUACUUUAUGACGAAGUUAAAAUAUUAAAUGAAGAUGGCUUUGAUUAUACAAAAUUAGCAAGUCUUUCAAAUUUUAACGCGUUUAUAUCUGAGGUGAUAAGAUAUGAAUCAUCGUUUUCAUUUUUAAAUAAUUACACAAUUAAAGAUUUUGAAAUGGUUAUUGGUGAAAAA
Messenger RNA from Dentiscutata erythropus, 987 nucleotides. NCBI's taxonomy places the organism in Eukaryota, Fungi, Glomeromycota, Glomeromycetes, Diversisporales, Gigasporaceae. The record is from the annotation of a GenBank genome assembly.